AUGAUGAUGCCAUCGAGUUUGGGUGGCGAUAGUGGAAGUGCUAAACAUCAUCAACACCUCAUGCAAUCUGCUUCCAUGUUACCUUCGCCUUACAAUUUUUUACCAUCAGUUUUUGCAAAUGCGCAGUUGGAUAUACCAUUAUUCCGACCUCCUGAAUCAAAUUUGGGAGCAAUGUAUCUAAGCCAGUUAGCGGCAGCAGCAGCUCUAAAUCAGGGUCAGAAUAGCAACAACGGUAGCACCACAAAUGAACAAGAAGAAACCGUUGGUGAAAAUAAUAAAGCAGAAGUAACAGCGUCAACUUCAUCAGAAGUGGCGACCUCUCCAUGUGAUGCCGAGUCACCGUUAUCACCCAAGCCAUUUGGUACUGUGGAUAGAGAAAUGGAAUCUACAAACGAACAGGAUUCUGUAGAUGACACUGCACUAAGCUCACCGAAAGUAAAUACUGAGGAUAUUACCCUGACAGAGAACGAAAAUUUGCAACCUCCAUCAGCAUCGGAGUUACAGCAACUUGAUCUUUCAAAGUGGAUCUCUGAUUUUUUUCCAGGAUUGCCAAAUAAUGUCUCCGCCCUAAACAUGGCUGCUUUAACACAACGAAUGCCAACCAUGCUGGAGCAGAUGCAGCUAAUGAAUCAGUAUUUCUCUCCCGGAUCAGUUGAAGACUCUCUCCGAGUCCUAGCAGCACUUGGUAGUACCAAUGGUUCUGCGGGUAUGGUUCCAUCAGCAAAUUGCAGCCCAGGCUCAAUCCUCAAUUCACCAUUUGCUAGUAGUGCUGGGCAUUCGAAGGAUACUUAUUGCGAAAUAUGUGACAAGAAUUUUUGCAAUCGCUACUUUCUUCGAACACAUAAGUGGAAAAAACAUGGCAUUCCAUUUCCGGGCAAAAACUCACCAUCCGAAUGCAAUGUAACAUCACUAGCGUCACCAAGUGUUUCACAGAACCUUCCUCUGGAUUUGCCGACUACCUCGACGGGAAUGAAUAUUAGUCCAGCUGAGUUUAUCGCUGCACUUUGCAAUCAGAAUGUACUGGAAGCUUCACAGAUAUCUCCUUCAAAAACGACUUCAUCUCAACCGACUUCUGUUAUUGUCAAUUGCUUAUCUAGUGCGGACUCAUCACCCAGUAAACGAGCGAGAGUGAAUGAGGAAGGAAGUAAUGAUGAUGAGUUACUCGGUGGAGCCAGGUCGGAGAGUGUCAGGAUUGAUGAAGAAGCACUUGCUAGCGUCGCAAGUCAGUUACCAAACACAGGUGAUUUAUUUGCUAUGAUUGCUCGUCAGGCUCAAGAGAAUGCGAUUGCGCAGGAACUGCUAUCGUCAUUUAAAGGUGAUGGGAUACAUGCACAACAACAGUCAUCACCAUCAAGACAUUCAUCGGCUAAUAAAGAAGCAUGCGAAAUGUGUGGACAGGAGUGCGAGAGCCGAGCUACCCUGCAGCAUCAUUUGUUAUUGCAGCAUAAUAUCUUGAACAGCUUUCUUAACUCAUUCAACUUAUUGUCUCCAAUGGGUCAGUUACAGCCACAACAACAGUCACAGAAGCAGCAAAAUAAUCAAAGUAUUGAUGCAGAUCGACCUCGUAAUUCAGCAAUUGCACCAGGAAUGGUUACGUCGCCCAUUAGUGUUUCACGACAGCCGAAAAAACAAUAUACAACAACGGGCAAAAAUUACUGCGAUGUUUGCAACAAGGAAGUAUGCAACAAAUAUUUCCUUCGAACGCAUAUGCUCAAAAUGCACGGCAUUGUCAUUGAUGAACAUAAAACGAUAAUUGCGAACAUCGAUACUUUAGAGAAGGAAAAAUCUGGCACGAUCGCUUUUCGCUGCGAUAUUUGUAAUACAAAUGUGGGGCAGACUCGUGAAUCUCUGAAGCAACACAAACAAGAAGUUCAUAAUGUUGUGUCAUUACCAACGUCUCGUGGUCAUCGCGGAUCUCUAAGUUCUACCUCAAGUAUCACCAGCACAUCGACUCUCAGCCAAGCCCUUAAAACUUCAGAUCAAAGUGGAAAUAAUAUUGAUCAAUUGCGAUGUCCGUUCUGUGAUAUAAGAACCGCUGGUGUGGUUGCAAUGCAGAAACAUCUUAGCGAGAAACACAGAAUGGAUAUGGGCUUAGAAUCAGUAGAGGGUUUCUUGAAGGAUGCGUAUGAUAUUAAAAUCGGGCAAAGUGCUGCAACUCUUGAUGGGUCUCUUACAACGAACUUACAGCAGCAAGAACGAGGUGAAUUUACCUGCUUGCACUGUGCAGAUAUAUUCAGUGAUCAAAUUCAAUUUCAGCUGCAUAUGAUCCAUAAUCAUCCCCUGGUUAUACGUAGUCCAGAUGAGACGGGUUCUCCUGCAGUGACAGUUCAUGGUAUGGAGCAGCUUUGUACACAGUACAGUUUCCAGUCCUCUAGUAUGGCAGAUUCAUGGGUUGAUUCUGAGAGGAAAAUUGCAAAUAGAAGCGCAGAAAGCAUGAGAGAGGACGAAACAUUAGGAGAUGAGCAUGGAGUGACUCAUAAAGUUGAGAAAUUUUUUGAUUGCCCGAUAUCAUGGUGUUCACGACGAUAUCGUAAUCCUGUUAUACUGAGUAAACACAUUUCUGUUGUUCAUCAGUGGAGACUGAAGUUUUCACCGAAGAAUGGAAAGAAUAAAUCUCGUGAUGUUAUCGUGUCUCGUAAAUUAUGGAAGAAGCGCUAUAUUUGCUUGUUCGAAGGCUGCAAAUAUCGCUUUUGGUCACGAGACAAUUGCGAAAAACAUCUUUUGUGUCACAUUGGGAACCAAACAAAUAAAACAAAAUCGAAAGGACCAAUAGUGAAUGGUUCGACAGAAAAUGGGCGAAGUCAAGAUGUCAGUAAAUUGUUUGGAAUGAGAAAAGGGAAAAUCGUGUUGAAUAUAAAAAAUGGUAAUCGAGAAGAGCAUGAGCGAAAUACUUAUACUCCAAACUCGUUAGAUUUGGAUGUGAUGCCAGAAGGACAUGGGCAACUGUCUACAAAUAAAAAACCUUAUACAGUUCAAACAUUUUUGGUGAGAGAGCAAAUAUCUCAAUCAUCUUCCUCAACAAAUAGUGCAACAGCAGCAGUAGGUGUUUUUGAUGAAAUGGUUGCACAUUUACCAGUGCGAAACACGGUACAAGAAAUGGUACGAGUGAAUGUGGAACUAGUACCAGCACCUCUACAGAUUUCACCCAUUUUGCAUCUAUGA
Messenger RNA from Brugia malayi, 3162 nucleotides. RefSeq lists its product as uncharacterized. The transcript is spliced from 16 exons. The coding region runs from base 1 to 3162 and encodes 1053 amino acids. The record is from RefSeq and is a predicted model, not a curated record. NCBI's taxonomy places the organism in Eukaryota, Metazoa, Nematoda, Chromadorea, Rhabditida, Onchocercidae.